Molecule: messenger RNA, 1495 nt
Organism: Colossoma macropomum (tambaqui)
Lineage: Eukaryota; Metazoa; Chordata; Actinopteri; Characiformes; Serrasalmidae
Gene: mid1ip1l
Product: MID1 interacting protein 1, like
Exons: 2
Coding region: 297-785 (162 amino acids)
Biological process (GO): regulation of lipid biosynthetic process
Cellular component (GO): cytosol
Source: RefSeq, a predicted model, not a curated record
CAAUAGGCUAAAAUCGUGAUUGGCUAGUCUGACUGUCUGUCAUACACUAGCUUCUCUUUCAUUGGCUGAGCCCGCCCCCGCUGCUCGACUGCAUUAUAUAAAGCUCUCAGCGGCUUCUGCAGCCGGCAGAAGAGGGCAUCGGGUCUCGUGUCUGGGCGGUGUGAGGAGCUGGCGAAGCGCAAAUCUGACCAAACUCUGAGAGGAAAAUUGGUUCAGUCACCGGUUUAAUCCAGGAUCCACCAGUCUCCUGUUAAACUUCACUUGUCUACUGGUAUAACUCUACAAACAGCCUCAUCAUGAUGCAGAUCUGCCAGGACUCGUACUGUAAUAAGCACUCGCUGCUGAACGUGAUGAACCGCUUCAUAGCGGCGGCUAACAACAUGGACGAGACCAUCAUGGUGCCUAGCCUGCUGAGGGACGUCCCCCUAGACGAGGAGGACGAGGCCUCUAUCACUCAAAACAACAAUGAAAACGAGCCCACCUGUCCAAGCAAACAGAGGGACAUGUACGAGCAUUACCUGCUGCUCAAGUCCAUUAAGAAUGAGAUGGAGUGGGGCUUGCUGAAAAGGGAGAUGACUGGUGGGGCCAGCUUCCUGGAGAUGGCUGUGAAGCAGGAGGAACAGCAGGUAAAUGGAGGGCCAGCUGAGGACUGCUCUGAUCUAGAGAGCCAGUUCCACUUUCACCUCCGUGGACUCUUCGGGGUGCUGUCCAAGCUGACUGUGCAGGCUGACCACCUCACAAAUCGCUAUAAAAGAGAAAUCGGUGGUGGCAGUCUGCUAAGAUAGGAACAAUGACAGACCUGAUACUGACUUAUUGCUGAAGCUCUUUUUUCCCUGGGAGGUAAUGGACAAGCACUGGACUAAGCGAAAGACCCAAGAUGACCUCUUGGGCUAUUUAAAUUUGAUUUGAUCUCUUUCUGAGCAGUGAUGCUCCUAAACUUUGGUCACUUUCCAGCUACACUACUAGUCAUGUGUCCUGCUCUGAUUAGAGUUAAACUGAAACUGUGUGAGUUGAAAAAGGGCAAUGAAAGUAAAUCUUGUUGCUGUUGAAGUCUUGUUCUGGCCUUUUCAAGUCCCUUUAUUUCAGAAUGUGUAUUAGAUGGCCACCUUUAUAUGAUGCUAUAUGGCUUUAAAAACCUGCUGUAGAUGUGGUAAAGUGGUCAUUCAGAGUUUGGGAUUUGUUGGGGAAACCUUGAAUGCUGGUAAUUCUGUUUCUUCCUUUACAUUAACCUGAAUUCUGUAGUAUUUAGUUUGGUCAACUCUGCUCAAGGAGCUUUAACAAGAUUCAUUUUAGUCUGCUGGUCUUCUGCACUCCUCAAGCAGAAACAGUGCCUUGUUUUCACAUAAGGGAUGCAUUUCCUGCUCAUUGUAUCAGUCUGGCCUGUCAAUGUUUGUUACUACUUUAUUUUAAGGAUUGUUUUUGUUCUAAAAUAUUUCUAAUUUUAUAUGAAUUGUAAUGCAGUAUGGAAUAUUAAAUAAAGUAGACUUUUUUUUUA